Molecule: messenger RNA, 714 nt
Organism: Syzygium oleosum
Lineage: Eukaryota; Viridiplantae; Streptophyta; Magnoliopsida; Myrtales; Myrtaceae
Product: protein PLASTID TRANSCRIPTIONALLY ACTIVE 7
Exons: 4
Coding region: 53-556 (167 amino acids)
Biological process (GO): plastid transcription
Cellular component (GO): plastid-encoded plastid RNA polymerase complex
Source: RefSeq, a predicted model, not a curated record
GAGAGAGUGGAUAUGUGGAAUCUGGUCUCGCAGGUGGUGGAAAGACUUGGCCAUGGCUCUCUGCUCCUGCUCCCUUCUUUUCGCUGCGUCGUCGACAAGCUCGCCGAUCCAAUGGACAGAUGCACGGACGCAGGCACUUUCGUCGAAGGCGCCGCUUUUGGUAGUUUCGCAGUCGCGGAGCGGCGGGCGCGGCCGGCGGGUAUGGCGGCGGAGGAAGCUGACAAAGAAAGAUGACUUGUUGCAAUACAAAAUGGAGAGGAUUCCUUUCCUCGAGGAGCAGGAGAGGAAAAUAAAGGAAACGGGAAAGCUAUUGACGAUGGACAUCGAGAGGCUUCUGCUGUCAGAGGAUAAUCGGUUCGAUUUCAUUAAUGAUGUCGCGGCUGAGGCGAAGGAGUAUGUUGAGAACAACAGGGAUGAAUACGGUGGCACUAAGAAAGCCAUCCUUCAUGUGCUCAGUAACCGUGUGAACGAUUCUGGGUUUUAUCGACCAGAGGCAUAUUCGGAGACUGAUCCCUUCAUACCCGGGCCUGGUUACUUGAAAGAGGAAUUUACCUGAGCGUCCAGAGUCUCCGUGUAACGAUGGCAGCCAACUGGACCUUGUAAUCUUGAUCAUUUUCGAGUUAUUGUCAUUGAUGCAUCUUACUAUUACAGUAUAUAAUGUACAUAUACACAUACAUAUCUUAGCUAAAUUAAAACAUGAGGUUUCUACUAUAA